Loa loa (African eye worm) is the source of this 2258-nucleotide messenger RNA. RefSeq lists its product as hypothetical. The transcript is spliced from 10 exons. Gene Ontology annotation, biological process: nucleoside diphosphate catabolic process. Gene Ontology annotation, molecular function: nucleoside diphosphate phosphatase activity. The record is from RefSeq and is a predicted model, not a curated record. NCBI's taxonomy places the organism in Eukaryota, Metazoa, Nematoda, Chromadorea, Rhabditida, Onchocercidae. Gene Ontology annotation, cellular component: membrane. The coding region runs from base 54 to 1253 and encodes 399 amino acids.
UUUCAGAUGACACCACAGCGGUUGUUGCGAGUGCUUAGGAUAUUAAAAAGGUAAUGUCCCAUGGAAUGCUGAAAUUGUUUGCUGCUGCUGCGCUAGUGGUCUUUACUGUCAUUCUGUUGUUGUUUUCCGUUUUACCGAAUUCAACAGAAGGAGUUGAUGACAAAAGUCAAAUAGAAUGGAACUAUUCAAUAGUAAUAGAUGCUGGUUCCACUGGAUCCCGUCUUUUUCUCUAUAAAUACCGUUCUGUAAAUGAUCGAGAACUAAUCGACGUAAAACCAGUCAUGGAUGAAUUAUCGUUUCGUCCUGUUGUGAAAAAGAUCACUCCUGGAUUGUCUUCAUUUCGAGAUAAACCUGAGGACGCUGCUGAGUAUAUUAAACCUCUUCUGGAUUAUGCAGUUGAGUUUAUUCCAUUGAACAAGCAUUUGUAUACAUCCCUCUUCAUAUUUGCAACAGCUGGAAUGCGUCUACUUCCCAUAGAAGAACAAAGUGAGAUAUUGCGAAAUCUACACCAAAAUCUGCCUUUUCAAACAAACGUACAAAUCAUUCCAGGCCAUAUCAAGGUUAUCGAAGGGAAAUGGGAAGGAAUUUAUUCUUGGAUUGCUGUAAAUUAUAUCCUUGGCCGAUUUGCUCGUAAUAGAACAGAAUUUUUGCGGCAGCCUACGGUGGGUAUAAUAGAUAUGGGUGGCGCUUCGGUACAAAUUGCGAUUGAAUUAAAUUUAACUAGUGGCAUUGGUGAGUCCGUGGAAAGCAUCAACUUGGGCUGCAAGGAUAGUGAGCAGACAUACAGCUACCGACUCUUUGUGACAACAUUUCUUGGCUAUGGCGUGAAUGAAGCUCUUCGGAAGUAUGAGCAAAAAUUAAGCAACGACUUGGUUAUGGAUAAUACUAAUAAGUCUUAUAUACGAGAUCCGUGCUUGCCAGUGAAUCUGCUGAAAACAGUAAAAAAUAAAGAUGGUUCACAAUUUAGUCGAAAGGGUAUUGGGGAUUGGGACACCUGCAUGAAGAAUCUAGCGUCUUUAUUGACUACAACAGUGGCGAAUCCAGAAUGUUACGUACAACAGUGUUUGUUUGGGCUAGUUCGUUCCCCCUCCAUUUCUCUAUCAGAAAUUGAACUAUAUGGCUUCAGUGAGUAUUGGUUUUCGCUGCAAGAUGUUUUAUCCAUAGGCGGACAAUAUGAUUUCAGUAAAACGGCAUCAAGAGCACGUCAGUUUUGUCAUAUGAAAUGGUCGACGAUACAGAUUUCUUUGGCGUGACAAACAAAGCUUUUAAACCUUCGGGAUCCUUUAUUUGCUACUUUCAUUUUAUCUAAAGUCCACCGCUCGCAAAUAUUACCGUCUUUAGAAAAAAUACAAUAUCGGAAUAAUAUCUAUCCAAAAGCGGAUGAAGAUCGACUGCGAUCACAGUGUUUUAAAUCAGCUUGGAUAACAGCUGUUCUCCAUGAAGGCUUUUCCAUUAGUAAAACUCAUAAUCGUUUUCGAUCUGUUUUCGAUGUUAAUGGACAAGAAGCGCAUUGGUCGUUAGGAGCUCUGCUGUAUCAUAUGAGAUAUUUUCCACUUCGCGGAACUAUACAGCGUAAGCUGCAAUAUCCUAAUUACCGAAUAGUUAGUGAUCGAAUCCCUACAUAUUGGAUUAUAUCGCUAGUUUUACUCGUUGUUAUUGCAUUGUGGGUAUUGUACAAGGCUGGUAAGAAGCGGUCCUUACGACGUGAUUCAUCCAUGUGGGGGUAUAUGGCAUUGUUGUUAUCACAGGAUCAACUUUACAUGCAGCCUUAAUUGUAUUUAUUAUUAUGUAACCAAUAGGGAGAUAUUUUUAUUGGAAUAGAUUUAUCUCUUAUUAAUCUUGUUCGUUAUUAAUCUUUCACUUCAAAAUUGCAUAUCACUGAGGGAAAAAAUUAAGAUCUUAAGCACAACAGCAAGUAAUAUGAGCGAAAAAUUCAAACUAAUUUUUAGUUGUACCGGUUUUAAUUCUGUUGCUUUUGAUAUUUUUUGUUGUUACAUUUUUCUGUGUCUCUGUUGCAGAGUAGAUGUUUGAAAUCCGGUUUUCCCAGUUGGAUGUUAAUGUUAACGAUGCUAAACUUAUUAGCUCAUUUUUGUGUCCUAACUUAAUUUUCACUUUAUUGAGAAAUCACUAUUAAAAACUAAAUGAUUGUUAUUUGUAUUAUAGUUGCAUCAUUUCUCUUUCUUUGCCUUAGUUUGGAAAAUGAAAUGCAAACUUUUUUCUCCAAACAAUAUUCAGGAACGAGUAAAAAAAGAUAGUAG